AAGGAAAAGAGAUAUAGACAAUGCUGGAGGGGAUGUCAGGGCCAAGGAAAGGUCUUUUUUAAAGAAUUGGAUGGAUUUGAAGAUGUUUGUAAGGUAGUCUAAAAAGAGUCAAUGAACAAGAAAAAAAAUCUACAAUUAGGAAGAGAGGAUGAUCAAAAGAGCAACCUGCUGGAGGAGAUGGGAGCUAAUGUGGUCAAGGGCAAGUAAAAGGUCUAAUAAAAAGUAAUUCAAUAGCAGGAAACUGGAUAAGAAUGGUACUGGGAAGAUUCAACUGUAUUUUAAAAAAUAUUUUAUUUAAAAUAUCAUUUAUGAGCUGCCUUUGUUUAAAAAAAAUCAGAUCUGGGAUUUCACCAGUACAGACAGUUUAUGAUGAAUACACAUCUCUACCACCAAUGUAGCUCAGAAUCUUCUCUGCAAUAGAUUACAAGAGAGGAUGCCUCUCGUGGAACAGUUAACUCCCAGUGAUCCUGUGUUCCACCUAUUCUCUUCAUGUUCUUGUUAUCCUGUGUACGCUUGCUUUCCCUGAAGUUCCAAGCUCCCCAGUCAUUGGUCAGCAGAAGGUUCCAGGCUCUCCAGUUCUUGGUCAGUUGUCCUUUACGUCCUUUCAUGGAUCUGAAAACUCUUGUUUCAUCAUUGAAUGACUUUGCCCCACUCUCAUUAGCUGAAAAUUGGGACAAUGUUGGAUUAUUGGUUGAGCCAAGCCCACCCCAUAUUGUGAAGACACUUUUUCUAACAAAUGACCUGACCGAGGAAGUGAUGGAGGAGGCGAUCCAAAUGAAAGCAGAUCUCAUCCUCUCCUAUCAUCCGCCUAUUUUCCGACCACUCAAGCAUAUAACUUGGAAAACAUGGAAGGAGCGUCUGGUUAUCCGGGCUUUGGAGAAAAGAAUUGGCAUCUACUCUCCACAUACUGCCUAUGAUGCUUCACCUCAAGGAGUCAACAAUUGGUUAGCAAAAGGGCUUGGAUGUUGUACCUCUCUCCCAAUACAUCCUUCAAAAUCUCCUAGCUAUCCAACAAUAGGAACCCAUCGAGUAGAGUUUAAUAUAAAUGAUACCCCAAGCAUGGACAAGUUUAUGUCUGCAGUGAGAGAGAUACCGGAAGUUUCAAUAACUACCUUUUUUGCUAGGAAUAAUGGAGAAGAGCAAACUCGAGUCAGUUUGAACUGUACCCAGAAAGCAUUGCUUCGAGUGGUGGCUUUUCUCUCUGAAAAUAGUCAUCUUUAUCAGAAAACUGAGAUUCUGUCCCUGGAGAAGCCCUUGCUUCUGAAUACUGGGAUGGGAAGAUUAUGCACAUUGGCUGAAUCUGUCUCCCUGGCAACCAUGAUUGAACGAGUCAAAGGUCACCUAAAACUAUCCCAUGUUCGCCUAGCUCUUGGAGUAGGGAGGACUCUAGAAUCACAAAUCAAAGUAGUAGCCUUGUGUGCUGGUUCUGGGAGCAGUGUUCUUCAGGGUGUGGAAGCAGAUCUUUAUCUUACAGGUGAAAUGUCACACCAUGAUGUCCUUGAUGCUGCUGCCCAAGGGAUAAAUGUCAUUCUUUGUGAACAUAGCAACACUGAACGAGGUUUCCUAUCAGAACUUCAAAACACGCUGGCAGCCCACCUAGAAAAUAAGGUUCAUAUUCUCUUGUCAGAGACAGACAGAGACCCUCUUCAAGUGGUGUGAAACAGCCCAGGACCAUCUUGGCUACAACACUACUUAAAUCCAUCCUAAAGAGUUUGUGUUCAAGAACAGAAUCAGUCCACCUCAAAGUGGUAUGCCCUAUAAUUCUUCAUUUUUAUGUAAUUUAAUGAACUGGUUUAAUUGAGGCCUUAAAGUGAAGAUUAAUGUUAACUGCUGUAUUAAAACAAAAGAUAUUUGCUAUAAACCCUAAUAAAAAUUGGGGAAACUGGCUUUUAGAAGAUAGCUUCAUGUAAUCUAGUACUCUAUUCCACUGAUUUCUUUUAAUGUUAGCUUAUAUAUUACUUAAAAUAUUUUUCACUAGACUACUAUAAACAAACUCAUAGAGGGUACUUUCCACAUGUUAAUUUUUACAAAUUUAUGAUAUCACUGAGGAAAUUAAAAUUAUUCUGUAUUCAAUAAUUGAUUCUAUUCUAUAAUUAGCUCCAUUCUCCAUCCUGUCAGUCAAGCCACAUUUCUCAGUUCUGGAGUUAACCUCAGGCAAGUAGUUGAAAGGUAGGGAAAGUUAUCACUCAGGCUAUGUCAGUUAGCCCCUGGGACAUCUAAUUGUUUUCUGUAAGCCUCAACCAGUUUAAUCUGCUCAAAAACCUCUCAAAAGUCAUCAGUCCUUUCCUUUCCUUGUGCAAUUAGGGUAGUCUUGAUCUUUGAGAAAGGGGGGAUCAAACUUGGUAGUUCUUAUCCCCUAAUAUUACAAAAGGCAGGUGAGUCCCAUAAAACAAUUUUAAUAUUCUUUAAUUGUCAGAGGGAUAAAUUAGCCACACCUGAAUGCCAAUCUGCAUCCUCCCCAUUUCCUCUUUCCUCGCCUCCACCUUUCCUAUAUGUCCAAGAAAAAAAAAAAAAAAAAAAGAUUCCUUUCCUUCUCAU
Molecule: messenger RNA, 2538 nt
Organism: Sarcophilus harrisii (Tasmanian devil)
Lineage: Eukaryota; Metazoa; Chordata; Mammalia; Dasyuromorphia; Dasyuridae
Gene: NIF3L1
Product: NGG1 interacting factor 3 like 1
Exons: 7
Coding region: 490-1659 (389 amino acids)
Cellular component (GO): cytoplasm; mitochondrion
Source: RefSeq, a predicted model, not a curated record